Stegastes partitus (bicolor damselfish) is the source of this 4095-nucleotide messenger RNA. It is a transcript of the gene abcb11b, whose product is annotated as ATP-binding cassette, sub-family B (MDR/TAP), member 11b. NCBI's taxonomy places the organism in Eukaryota, Metazoa, Chordata, Actinopteri, Pomacentridae. The coding region runs from base 1 to 4095 and encodes 1364 amino acids. Gene Ontology annotation, biological process: oligopeptide export from mitochondrion. Gene Ontology annotation, molecular function: ATP binding; ATP hydrolysis activity; ABC-type oligopeptide transporter activity. The transcript is spliced from 28 exons. Gene Ontology annotation, cellular component: mitochondrial inner membrane. The record is from RefSeq and is a predicted model, not a curated record.
AUGCCGACAGGAUCAGUGAAACUACAGAGCAUCAAAAAACUGGGACAGGAAAACUACAGCUAUGAGGUUUCUGAUGAAGAACCAGCCGGGUCCUACAUGACCAUGGCCAAUUCCAAGGAGAAUGAUAAAGCUCAGGCAAACAAGGCUCAACCAGCCAUCAGAGUCGGCUUCUUUCAGCUGUUCCGCUUCGCCACAUGCAGAGACCGGCUGAUGAUGGUGGUGGGCGGCGUAUGCGCGCUGCUGCACGGCUCGGCCCAGCCGCUCAUGCUGCUGGUGUUCGGCCUGCUCACCGACACCUUCAUCGAGUACGACAUCGAGCUCAACGAGCUGAGCGACGACCGCAAGGAGUGCGUCAACAACACCAUCCAGUGGAAGAGGAACUACACUGCGUCGUACGACCUGGCAGACCCGUCCAACCUGACGGGCUGGGGCCUCAUCAACAAUUCAACGUUCGAGAUGCUGGUACCGCUGAAGCACAGGCAGUGUGGGCUCCUCAACAUUGAAUAUGAAAUGACCCUGUUUGCCUUCUACUACACUGGAAUCGGAGCGGCUGUGUUCCUGCUGGGAUACUUUCAGAUCUCCCUGUGGGUGACAUCCGCCGCCAGGCAGGUUCAGCUCAUCAGGAAAAUGUACUUCAGCAAAGUGAUGAGGAUGGAGAUCGGCUGGUUCGACUGCACCUCCGUAGGGGAGCUCAACACCCGGCUGUCAGACGACAUCAACAAGAUCAACGACGCCAUCGCGGACCAGGUAGCCAUAUUUGUGCAGCGUUUCACCACCUUCGUGUGCGGCUUCUGCGUCGGCUUCGUGAAAGGAUGGAAGUUAACGCUGGUCAUCAUCGCAGCGAGUCCUCUGAUUGGCGUUGGAGCUGGUCUCAUGGCUUUGUUCGUGGCUAAGCUAACGGGGAUGGAGCUGCAGGCCUACGCCAAAGCUGGAGCUGUGGCUGACGAGGUCCUCACCUCCAUCAGGACUGUGGCUGCUUUCGGUGGAGAGAAAAAAGAAGUUCAAAGGUACGACAGGAACCUGGUCUCGGCCCAGCGCUGGGGCAUCAGGAAGGGUCUGAUCAUGGGCUUUUUCACUGGAUACAUCUGGAUGAUCAUCUUCCUGUGCUACGGUCUGGCCUUCUGGUACGGCUCCACCCUGGUGGUGGACAGUGAGGAGUACACGCCAGGAACUCUGCUGCAGGUGUUCUUUGGAGUUCUGAUCGCAGCCAUGAACUUGGGGCAGGCCUCCCCCUGUCUGGAGGCCUUUGCGGCCGGCCGUGGAGCUGCCACCAUCAUCUUUGAGACGAUCGACAGGGAGCCGGAGAUCGACUGUUUUUCUGAGGCCGGCUAUAAGCUGGACAAGGUCAAAGGAGACAUCGAGUUUCACAACGUGACCUUCCACUACCCGUCCAGACCUGAAGUGAAGAUCCUGGACCAGCUCAGCGUUGCGGUGAAGUCAGGGGAGACCACGGCCUUCGUGGGACCGAGCGGAGCCGGGAAAAGCACCGCCAUCCAACUCAUCCAGCGCUUCUACGACCCUAAAGAAGGCAUGGUGACUCUGGAUGGUCAUGACAUCAGAGGGCUCAACAUCCAAUGGCUGCGCUCCCUGAUCGGCAUCGUGGAGCAGGAGCCCGUGCUGUUUGCGACCACCAUCGCCGAGAACAUCCGCUACGGUCGACCCGGGGUCACCAUGGAGGACAUCAUCACCGCCACCAAGGAGGCCAACGCCUACAACUUCAUCAUGGACCUGCCGCAGAAAUUCGACACCCUGGUGGGGGAGGGCGGCGGCCAGAUGAGCGGCGGCCAGAAGCAGAGGAUCGCCAUCGCUCGAGCGCUGGUCAGGAACCCUCGCAUCCUGCUGCUGGACAUGGCCACCUCCGCUCUCGACAAUGAGAGCGAGGCCAUAGUUCAAGAAGCUCUGGAUAAAGUACGUCUGGGCCGCACCACCAUCUCCAUCGCCCAUCGGCUGUCCACCAUAAAGAACGCCGACGUGAUCGUCGGCUUCGAACACGGCCGGGCCGUAGAAAGAGGCAAACACAACGAACUGCUGGAGAGGAAGGGCGUCUACUUCACUCUGGUCACUCUGCAGAGCCAAGGAGACAAAGCUCUGAACGAGAAGGCCCGGCAAAUGGCUGACAGUCAUGAAGAGCCAGAGAAGCUCAACCUGUCCAGGGCAGGCAGCUACCGGGCCAGUUUAAGAGCCUCUAUCCGCCAGCGGUCCCGGUCCCAGCUGUCCAACCUGGUCCCGGAGUCGUCCGUGGGCAUUGCUGGAGAGCUCGGCCCCAGAGCCUACGCUGUGUCACAGGCAGAUAAAUCCAAGAAUGCGAUCCCUGACGAUGAGGAUGAAGAACCUGUGGAGCCGGCUCCAGUCGCCCGCAUCCUGAAGUACAACACACCCGAGUGGCCCUACAUGCUGUUCGGAUCUAUUGGAGCGGCAAUAAACGGAGGCGUCAACCCCGUCUACUCUCUGCUAUUCAGUCAGAUCCUGGCGACUUUCUCCAUCACAGACCCCGAGGCUCAGAGGAGGGAGAUCAACGGCAUCUGCGUGUUCUUCGUCCUGGUCGGCGUCGUCUCCUUCUUCACCCAGAUGCUGCAGGGUUACGCCUUCUCUAAGUCCGGAGAGCUGCUGACCCGCCGGUUACGGCGACUGGGCUUCCACGCCAUGCUGGGCCAAGAGAUCGGCUGGUUUGAUGAUCACAGGAACAGCCCCGGAGCUCUCACCACACGUCUGGCCACUGACGCCUCCCAAGUGCAAGGGGCCACGGGCUCACAGAUCGGCAUGAUCGUCAACUCUCUGACCAACAUCGGCGUGGCAGUCAUCAUGUCCUUCUACUUCAGCUGGAAGCUCACGAUGCUCAUCCUGUGUUUCCUGCCCUUCAUCGCCCUGUCGGGCGGCUUCCAGGCCAGCAUGCUCACAGGGUUCGCCAAGCAGGACAAGCAGGCCAUGGAAACUGCUGGACGGAUUUCCGGCGAGGCCCUGAACAACAUCCGCACCAUCGCCGGCCUGGGCAAGGAGAGGAACUUUGUGCAGAUGUACGAAGCCCAGCUGGACGCUCCUUAUCACGCCGCCCUGAAGAAGGCCAACGUGUACGGGGCGUGCUACGGCUUUGCCCAGUGCGUCGUCUUCCUGACCAACUCCGCCUCCUACAGGUUUGGAGGCUACUUGGUGCGACAAGAGGGGCUCCACUUCAGCCUGGUGUUCAGGGUCAUCUCGGCCAUCGUCACCAGUGGCACGGCGCUGGGCAGAGCCUCCUCUUACACGCCGGACUACGCCAAGGCCAAGAUAUCAGCGGCACGCUUCUUCCAGCUGCUGGACCGAGUGCCUCAGAUCAGCAUCUACAGCGACAAGGGAGACAAAUGGGAUAACUUCCAAGGCAACAUAGAGUUCAUUGACUGUAACUUCACCUACCCCACCAGGCCGGACAUCCAGGUCCUGAACGGGCUGAAUGUGUCGGUGAAGCCCGGCCAGACGCUGGCCUUUGUGGGCAGCAGCGGCUGUGGGAAGAGCACCAGCGUGCAGCUGCUGGAGAGGUUUUAUGAUCCUGACCAGGGCAAAGUGCUGAUUGAUGGCCGUGAGUCGACUCGUGUCAACGUGUCCUUCCUGCGCUCCAAGAUCGGCAUCGUGUCCCAGGAGCCCAUCUUGUUCGACUGCAGCAUCGCGGAGAACAUCAAGUACGGCGACAACUCGCGGGACAUCGGCAUGAAUGAGGUCAUCUCCGCCGCCAAGAAGGCCCAGCUCCACGACUUCGUCAUGGCUCUCCCCGAGAAAUACGACACCAACGUGGGCGCUCAGGGUUCUCAGCUGUCUCGCGGCCAGAAGCAGCGCAUCGCCAUCGCCAGGGCGAUCAUACGCGACCCCAAGAUCCUGCUCCUCGACGAGGCCACCUCCGCCCUGGACACGGAGAGCGAGAAGACCGUGCAAGAAGCCUUAGACAAAGCCAGGGAGGGCCGGACCUGCAUCGUCAUCGCCCACCGCCUCUCCACCAUACAGAACUCGGACAUCAUCGCCGUCAUGUCCCGGGGCUUCGUGAUCGAGAAGGGAACGCACGACCAGCUCAUGGCCCUGAAGGAGGCCUACUACAAGCUGGUGACCACGGGGGCGCCCAUCAGCUAA